This is a messenger RNA of Phytomonas sp. EM1, 2996 nucleotides long. Lineage: Eukaryota; Euglenozoa; Kinetoplastea; Trypanosomatida; Trypanosomatidae. The record is from the annotation of a GenBank genome assembly.
UUUAUAUAUUGUUUACAAAAUAGAAAGUUCAUAUAUUUUCAUCCUCCUCUAGAGAAGUGGAUUGGGUCUGUUGAUAAAAAUGCAUAAAUUUGUAAUAACUAUUUCAUAAGUUUCUAAAUAUUAAAGUGGAAUGCUAUUAUAUAUUCACUUUGGAAAAUAUUGAAAGAUUCAUGUAAAUGCUGAAAAAGGGAAAUGCGUAUUGAGCUGCCGCCAGGCAAAAUUUUGCUUGCACCUUUCCCUACUAAGUUUUUUCCCAGCACUAGAUGAAAUGUAUUCAUCGCUUUUUCUUGUUUCUCUUAGCCCCUCAAUAUAAAUAUAAAUAUAUAUAUAUAUAUAUAUAUAUAUAAGGAGAGAGAAGAUAGUGUGAUCUAUAGAGCGAAUACAUUUUGCGAUUGUGCCAGAACGACUUUUCUUAUUAUGUAAUAUUGGAAACCAUGCUAUCCACAUUUACUCCAUUUAUUCCAACAAAUAAGCAAAUUCGUGAGUGGGGUUACUCUGACGAAAUGCGGCAUAAACUUGAGCAACUAGCCAUUAGCAUCCUUCAGCGUCUCUUUGUCCCAUUAAUGAAACGUUGGCGAGGAAAGCGAGCUCGUAGGAAGCUACUUAAAUCGCUUAUUCGCAAUCACUUUCCAGGGAAAAGUGCCAAUGAAUUUUCUGAGCAAGUGAUCCUUUACAAGUCAGACAUAACCCAGGUUACUCCGUUCCUCCAUACCCCAGCUGUGGCUGAAUCAGUAGGGAAGGGCUCACCAAAGGUUCAUAUAAGCGAGGUAAGCAAUGUCAGAGACGAUCCGGACGGAGUUCCUCAAGACCAGGAGGCAGAUUUGAAUAAGGUAAGCGUAGAGAAUACUCCAUCUUCCAUAAUGUUACCUCCCAUCAUCUCAUCACCGCCAUUAGCGAGUUUAACGAGAUUUAACUUUUCCGGAACCGAGCCAAUCGCGAAGAAGGAGUCUUUGUCCUCUUCAUUUUCGCAGGCUCAGGCGAAGGCCGCCAAAACAGUCAGGGAGGUAGUCUCAAACGCCGUAGAGUGCGACUUCACUUUCCGGGCGUACUUGAAAGGCGAGGUGGUGCAGUGGCCAAUGGAGCCAGCUCACGAGGUACUCAUUCUAUUGAAGGGCUCGCUUGAGCGCGUCAUGCCUCAUAAAGUUGGAAGUAACGACUCUCACUCCGGGUUUUGGUCCAAAUCCCUCUCGAAGCCGUCGCUGUUUUCUCCUUCUACGACUUCGUUGCAAAGUGUUCCCUCGAUUUCGGGCAUUGAUGCAUCGGGACGACAUGCAACCCUGCAGCCUGAAUUGAGUACUAAGGGACUCAUGGAUUCCUCACAUUCUCUGCACGGUAGCAUCGAUAAACAAGCAACAUCUCAGAGGUGGCGGAGUAAACUUUUCCCCGUGGACUAUGUUAUACAUAGAGAUUUGUUGUCCGCUCCAUCGGUGCUCGGCGAGAGUGCCUGCAUCGGCGGAUUUCCUUUUUGUGCGGAGGUCGUGGUGCAGUCGGAGUGGGCGCUCAUCGCCAGCCUACCUUUCGAUGCUUACUGUCGAAUCAUCACCGUGUUACCUUUAAAUUCCCAGCGGCGACUUCUCACGCACGCGCUCAAGCAACGGGAGCUUCUUAUGCCCUACUUUGCGCCCAUGACCAGAGAAAGGCUUUGCGUUUGCCCAUUUCUAUCUCGUUUGAAGCCAGAAGAUGUCAAUCACCUGCGAGAAUAUCUAGUCCCCAAGGUGUAUGCUGCUGGCAUGCUAUGCAAUGAGAGCACGGACCUGAAGCACAUUUUUUUUAUCCGCCGCGGAAUUGUGUGCGUGGAGCAUGAGAAUCGCAAUAUAGUCGAGGCUUUUUCCUCUUCUUGUCCGAAAAGUCGCACCCUCUUAACUGAAGGCCACACCUUCGGCGAGGUGCAGUGCAUCUCCCGGGAAAGCCUUGGCGACCUAUUCUACGCUGUAAACCACAUCGAUAUGUAUGUCUUACGCUUUGAUAUGUUAAUUCGGCUUAUGAAACAGUGGCCUGCGGCGCACAAGGCUGUUAUCAUUGCUGCUUCGGUUUUAAGCAAACUGGACGCGAAGGAAGUUCCGUCGCUUUCUUUCAGUUUGAGCGGAGUGGAUAUUGCUUUCAUGAGAUCCGCGGCUAAGCGUCAGAACAUCAUGUCCGAGCUGGAAAACCUUCACUUUUCACCCAUCAAUAAGGGCAGUGGGAACAACUUGUCUUCGAGGCGUCGAAGUUCUAACGCAGACAACUUAGACUCCAGCGCAUUCUUUUCAGUUGAGCGAACUUUGAGUCCGACAAAAUGCCGGGCCGCUAACGCUCGAACUGAGGCCACGAGUCCUCCCAAUUUUUCAUUACUUGUCCGCAGUGACCCAUCAGGUUUUGUCAAGGUCAUGAAGCGUAUUCCAUUACUAGGGCUUGUUGUCAAGGAGGAGGAUCUUGGGGAUCUUAGCGUUUACUGGAGGUGCCACAUCUUCGACAAGGGAGAUUUUGUGGUUCGACGUGGUGAGGAGUGCAAUCGUUUACUUUACUUCUGCGAUGGUCGUGCGGGGAUUAUUCUUGACGAGAAUCAAUUUCAAAAGGAGGUUCGGGCUCAAAACCCUUUCGCAGAUGCCUGUAGCGGGGAGGUCGACUUGAGUUGUCUUUCCACAAAAGAAGUUUUUCCGAUCCCAUUGGGGCACACUAUUGGCUACACCUGUGUGCGACGUCACCGGUGGACUCACAGCGUCGUUGCGAUGGAGGACAAUUUAGAGGUGUGGGUACUGGAGCGGGCUGCGCUUGUAUCCUUCUUGUGGAAAUGCAAGUUGGACCAUCAGAUGCAGAGUGCAACAUUACAGUUGUUGCAACCCCUUGUCUUGCAGCACGAUCGCAUCCCUUUGCUGGACUACCAACCUCUGCUUUCGCCUUUUCCGAACUCCUUAUGGAGUGAACAUCCAAUGCCUAACAUGCACCCUGUUUCAAUGAUAGAAUCAAAGGUGAUAUACUCAGUGUGGCAAGAGGGUGACUUCCCCUUGCUUAUGUGA